Molecule: messenger RNA, 2063 nt
Organism: Salmo salar (Atlantic salmon)
Lineage: Eukaryota; Metazoa; Chordata; Actinopteri; Salmoniformes; Salmonidae
Source: RefSeq, a predicted model, not a curated record
ACACAGACAGACACACUCACACACAGACACAUGGGCUGGACACACACAAAGCCCCCUCUCCUCUCCCAUCACCUACUGUAAUUACAGCGCAGGCAGACUGACUGGACCCUGGCACUCGCUCUGUUAUUGUUUUUGACAACUUCCUCUGCUGACAGACUGGGGACUAACUGACUGGGGCUGUAUGACUCCGACCACCAGCUGGGGCCCAUGUUGUCAUAGCGUUAGCUGGAAACCAAAUUGGGGACUCCAUUGGAAGGUUGUAGGUAAGUUGACUGUUUUGCUGGGCUAGAGUUGCAUGGAUCUGGCUGCAUCUGGUUCCAUUUGGUGUUCUUUUUGGCAGACAUGUCCACUCAGCUCAGCCACCGCAGCCAGGCCUGGCUGUCACACUCAGACAGAGAGAGUGGGAGGACAGAUUGAUAGGAGCUAAGACAGAGAGGGAGAGAAUAGAGAUAGAUAUAGAGAGAGCGAGAGAGAGGGGAGAUGAGAGGAAACCUGGAAGUUGACGUUAGUUGUGAAGCUGCGUAGGAGCUUAAGAAACUGCAUGUGAGAGAGAACUGUGUGUUCCAACAUUCUUUCUUUGAGUCUCUAAAAGCCUUAAACAAAGCAUAAUCAGUGCAGCUGUAAUUGUUGUCUUGUCUCUCUGACAGAGAUGGGGGGUGCUGCCAUGCUCACAGUGCUGCUAGCUGGGAUGUGCCUGUGGAGCUCCACCACUCAUACAGAUCAGUCAUCUGUGGGGUCAUCAUCAGAGGUGCAUACUUACACAGCACACACACUGAAUGGUUCCCGCUCCCCAAGGCCCUGACGACAGCACCAACCUUCUGUGUACAUGUGAGAACAACAAGGGGACGUGUAGGAACGGCACCUGUAGGGGUGACUACUGCUUCUACACCAAGGUGCACGGCAGAGAGGAGAGGGGCUGCUUCCAGAGGGACCACUACAAGGAGCAGUGUUACACCAACUUCCUGGGACUGUACGUCCUCUGCUGCUCCAAUAACCUCUGUAAUGUCAACAGCUCCGCUCCACCAGACCCAGCUGUUGAGCCUACGAGGGAGUGGAACGGUGUGAUUCUGCUGGUGGCUGUCCCCCUGCUGCCGCUGCUCAUCCUGUCUGUGGGUGUGUGUGGCCUGGUGUUGUGGCUCCGCUCCAGAUCACAGCACCACAGGCUUGGCUACAGCAAGGACCAUGACGUCACCAUGCUCAAGGUCCCCAGUGGGGCAGAUCCCACCUAUGGGGAUGUCUUUGAUGAGUUCUGUACCUCAGGCAGUGGGACUGGACUGCCAUACCUGGUACAGAGGACCAUGGCUCGACAGAUCUCUCUGGUCGAGUGCAUCGGUAAGGGCAGGUAUGGAGAGGUGUGGAGAGGCACCUGGAUGGGAGAGAGUGUUGCAGUGAAGAUCUUCUCUUCCAGGGAUGAGCAGUCUUGGUUCAGGGAGACAGAGAUUUACAACACUGUACAGCUCAGACAUGACAACAUCCUGGGCUUCAUAGCAUCUGACAUGACGUCUCAGAACUCCACUACUCAGCUGUGGCUGAUCACCCACUUCCACCAGCUGGGUAGUCUCUACGACUUCCUCCAGUACAGCAGCGUGGACCCAGAGGGCUGCCUAAGGAUGUGCCUGUCUGUAGCCUGUGGUCUGGUCCACCUUCACACAGAGAUACUCAGCUGCCAGGGCAAACCCGCCAUCGCCCACCGAGACCUGAAGAGCCGAAACAUCCUGGUCAAGAUGAACGGACAGUGCUGCAUCGCUGACCUGGGUCUGGCUGUGAUGCAUUCCCAGACCAGUGACUAUCUGGAUGUGGGGAACAACCCCAGAGUGGGAACCAAACGUUACAUGGCCCCGGAGGUCCUGGACGAGAGCAUCCGCAUGGACAUCUUUGAGUCGUACAAGCAGACAGACAUCUGGGCCCUGGGCCUAGUCCUCUGGGAGAUUUCCAGAAGAACCAUAGUAAAUGGUAACACACACGCAUGCACACACACACACACACACACACACACACGCAACUAUGAGGUCAACAAAAAUGCUCUGUCAUCUUUAAUUGGAACAUGAACUGUGGUCCAGUUG